This is a messenger RNA of Chlorocebus sabaeus (green monkey), 825 nucleotides long. Lineage: Eukaryota; Metazoa; Chordata; Mammalia; Primates; Cercopithecidae. The record is from RefSeq and is a predicted model, not a curated record.
UUUUUAUGUCUUUCAGUUACAUGUUCUCAUUUCACCCAAGAACUUCAUCCAGAGCAGGGCAUAAAAGAUUCACUCCAAACAGUAAUACCGAGAACAUAUGGAAAAUGUGGACAUGAGAAUUUACAAUUUAAAAAAUGCUAUAAAAGUGUGGGUGAGUGUGAGGUGCACAAAGGAGGUUAUAAUGAAGUUAACCGAUGUUUGUCAAAUGCCCAAAACAAAAUAUUUCAGACUCAUAAAUGUGUCAAAGUCUUUGGUAAAUUUUCAAAUUGCAAUAGACAUGAAACAAGAUGCACUGGAAAGAAACAUUUGAAAUGUAAAAAAUAUGGCAUAUCAUUUUGCAUGCUUUCACACCUAAAUCAACAUCAGAUAAUUCAUACCAGGGAGAAGUCCUACAAAUGUGAUGAAUGUAGCAAAUCCUUUAACCGCUCCUCAAACCUUACUGCACAUAAAAGAAUUCAUACUGGAGAGAAACCCUACAGAUGUGAGGAAUGUGGCAAAGCCUUUAGGUGGCCCUCAAACCUUACUAGACACAAGAGAAUUCACACCGGAGAGAAACCCUACACAUGUGAAGAAUGUGGCCAAGCCUUUAGUCUCUCCUCAACACUUACUAAUCACAAGAGAAUUCAUACUGGAGAAAGACCCUACAAAUGUGAAGAAUGUGGCAAAGCCUUUAGCUGCUCCUCAACGCUUAGGACACAUAAGAGAAUUCAUACUGGAGAGAAACCCUACAAAUGUGAACAGUGUGACAAAGCUUUUAAGAGGCAUUCAAGUCUUGCUAAACAUAAGAGAAUUCAUACUGGAGAGAAACCCUGCAAAUGCAUAUAA